Messenger RNA from Dioszegia hungarica, 2706 nucleotides. Its product is annotated as Endonuclease/exonuclease/phosphatase. Gene Ontology annotation, molecular function: phosphatidylinositol-4,5-bisphosphate 5-phosphatase activity. The coding region runs from base 1 to 2706 and encodes 901 amino acids. Lineage: Eukaryota; Fungi; Basidiomycota; Tremellomycetes; Tremellales; Bulleribasidiaceae. The record is from RefSeq and is a predicted model, not a curated record. The transcript is spliced from 18 exons. Gene Ontology annotation, biological process: phosphatidylinositol dephosphorylation.
AUGCGAGCAGACAUCACCCUAUCGUUAUGCUCAGCGGGGGACAAGGUGGAUCUGAGAGUCUCAGCAGAGGACUCUGGGCGGACUCAGAGCUUCAUCAAAGAGCUCAGGCGUGUCAAGGAGCUAUCUAAAUCGAUCACGCCCACUCCACUGCGAGCCUCAUGGAUGGGCUACUAUCCUCUGGAGCCACCUACACGAGAGGAUGGGCUAGAUGAUGUAAUCCUGAGCAGUUCAGCCUCCGAUUCAACUUCUGCUCUGACUUCGCCCGCAUCGUCAGAAACCACACUGGCUACGCCCAUGACGGCCCUCAGUAUCGGGUCUCCGGGCGAUACCGCCAGCGCGACUCAGUUAGACGACUCGGAAGAAGAGCCGAGCCCGCUUGAUCCGACCUUCUCGCGAGUUGCCUAUCUCCGCGAGCAUAUCUACCGGUCCGAAGCAGAAUGGUCCAGUCGACAACCCAUCAAGCUACGAAUAGGUACUUACAACGUAAAUGACCGAUUACCGCCUAAAGAUACGGUGGAGCUGGCGCCUAUAGUCGGGGAUGGAGAGGACGACCUCCUUGUCUUCGGGUUCCAAGAAGUCGUAGACCUGAGAAGCCACGCCUUGCUCAUCUCGCAAGGAAACAGCCGAGCCGACGACUGGGCCGCAGCCAUCUCGCAAGGUUUGGGUGAGCAGGCGGAUGACUACACACGAUAUGUCGGUGUGCUGAUGCUUGUCUUUGUUCGCAAGACGCUACAGGAGGUUGUGACCGAGAUAGAGACAAGUGAGAGGGGGAUCGGCCUGCUUGGCUUUGGAGGAAACAAGGCGGGCGUAGCGGUACGGCUAAAGAUACACGAUACGGUCUUCUGCUUUGUCAACUCCCACUUGGCAGCUUUUGCCGACGCCCUCGACCGGAGACGGAGCGACUAUGCGUCUUUGAAAGCCAGCCUGAGCUUCCCGUCUGGUACAGGCACGGAAGAGACACUGGCGCUGGACGAGUUCCGUCCGGAAAAGUCUGGCCGCAGUCUGAGUGUAGAAGAUAGUCAUGCUCUGUUCUGGCUGGGCGACCUGAAUUACCGAGUCGAUGCUGGAGAUGAUGCGCUCAAGCGCUGGGUCAAGGCGAAAGAAUGGGGGUGGGUAUUGGAGAAGGAUCAACUCAAGUCGGACAUUACUUCGGGGAAGUCCUUUGGCAGUUACCAAGAAGGAGACAUUGACUUCCCUCCCACAUACAAGUAUAUCCAUGGCAGUACUACACCAGAUGACCGCCGCGCUCCGGCAUACACCGACCGAAUACUCUACAAAUCCCCCUCCGUGUCGACGAAGCGCAAGCGCGACGCGGCAUCCUCGUCUCCGCAAGAUCGACUGCCUGGAUCAUUCCCUCCGUCAAAGCCAAGCGCGCUCGCCGCUGAGCGUUCGAGCACCUCCUGCUCCGCCCAGACUAUCAAGUGCGAUCGAUACGCCUCACACGAGCUCGUGUGGUCCGACCAUCGGCCCGUCUCGGGGUCGUACACGACUGACGUCCGGGUGGCAGAUGAGGAGAAGCGGAAACAUGCCAUCGAGGAGGCGAGGCGGAGAUUGGAUCGCCUGGAGGAGAUGUGGAGGCCGUCUCUGCAAGUCGAGCGGACCGAGGUGGAUUUCGGGGAACUUAGGUGUGUGCAGACUUCGUCGCCCAUUGGGAACUGGGGCCGUCGGCUGACGGCCUACUUUAGAUAUCGCCGACAAGCAGUCCAAGAUAUAGUUCUGCGAAAUACGGGGAGGGUGCCCGCUGCGUUCUCAUUCCGCGAGCCAGGCGCGGGCAAGUCGAUAUGCAAGCCAUACUUCUGGGUAAUGCCCUCGUCAGGAGUUGUCGAGCCGGGUCAGGCUCUGAGCUUGAGGAUAGUCGCGUUCGUGGGCGAAGAUCACGCGAGGGACCUGACUGCUGGACAAGAUAUGAACGAUGUUCUCGUCCUUCAAGUCCAGGAGGGCAAAGACACUUUCAUAUCCCUCUCUGCGACAUUUGCGCCAACCAUCAUCGGUCUCCCACUCGAGAGUCUACCAUCCCUAUCGGGUCCUGUCCGCUCGUUACCCCUGCCAGAGCGUAAGCGGCUCGCUCAACCCCGCUCGAAGGAGGAUGGGGCGCCACCUACGCCAGCCAAGGCUGCGCUGUCAGACGGUAGCAUGGAAACCGGUACAAAGCCGGCCCGGGAGGUCUGGCGACUGCUGGAGGACCUGAUGGAGCGUGGUCCGGGGUCAGAGGGACUUUGCAUCGCCGAUGAGCGGGGAGACGUAGAAGACGAGGUACUGGCCAUCAUAGAAACAAUGGAUACCGGUGCGGCCUUCUCAACAGCCUCGUCCUCGGCCAAGGCAGUCUCGCUUGCUCUCCUACAUAUGCUCCAGUCCCUUCCGGAGCCGCUCGUACCUCGUCAAUGGCAACCGUUCUGCCUGGAGUCCAAGAGCCGAGACGAGGCAUUUGCGUGUCUUGAGGGAGUCCAAGGCGUCCAUACGAAUGUUCUGAUUGGCUUGAUGUCCGUGGUCCGGCUCUGUUCGUUGACUCCAAUGGCGGGCGAGCCGAGGACUGGCGAGACAGACGCUAGUCCAGUCGGUGGACUCAAGCCAGACCCGACACUUGAUCAUGAUCUGGUCGGUAUCUUGGCGGAAACAAUCUUUGGCUUGACUCCGCCUGAUGGGCCGAAUCUGGCAAGGAAUCAGGAGGGGCGGAAACGGUUCGUUAGGCUGUUGCUGGAGGGAUGA